AUGCCUCGCGGCUGGCGCCAGUGCCCUCGCGAUCCUAAGCCGGCAGCGGCCAACUUCGCCAACGCGCACCCUUGGCAGCAGGUGGAUGGGGCCUCUCCUGGGGCUGCGUACCGCCCCCCAGUGGAUCCCUGGAUUGAGCGGCCCUUGGGGGACCCCACGUGGGUGCACCUGACUAUGGAGCAGAAGAGCGCGGCGAGUGGUGCUCCUGGCGGUAAGCCUGCAGGGGGCGCCCCGCAGUGUGCAUGCCCGGCCCGCGGCCCCUCGGGGUGGGCGUCCACCGGGUGCCAGCUCGGCCUGGGCGCCUUUGAUGCCUCCCCUUGGCUGCUGGACCCCUUCCCGGCUCAGCUGGGCGAUUACAUGCCCUUCUGCCUCGAGCAUCACCGGGACCAGCUCAGCAGUGUCUGUGAGAUCCUUGGGCACCGGCUGGGCCGGGCCUGGGCGUGGGCAGCCCGCCUCGAGGGGGACCUGCCCCUGCCCGACGGCUCUGAGCUUUUCCGCCAGAAUUUUGAGGAGGUUAUUCAAGACCCAAACAGCCUUGCUGAGUUCCACGCUGCAGUGCCCUGUUCUCCGCCUCCGGCCUCGAGCCAGCCACCCGUGGCCCCACAGCUGCCCGUGGUGAGACAGUACUUAGCUAGUUUCUCGGAGGCCCUGGCCCUCGACAUGGGCGCUCCCCCCAGCCCUGUCCCCGCUGCUCUGGCCAGCCCCGCUGUUUCUAGUUCCAACUGCACGUCCAGAACUGCUCUGUCUGAGCAGCAGCUGGUCACGGAGAGCAGCCCUGGGCUCGCAGCGCCUCCUGCCUCGUCCAGCUCUGCACGCAGCACCGAUCCUGGUCCUGCAAGGCCAGCUUCCUUCCAAGCAGGGGAGGUGGCCCCCAAACCUGUCCCUGCACUUAGAGACUCUGCUGAAUCCCCUGUCCAGAAACCAGGCUCCACUCACCCGGGGCGUCCAGAAUCCCAGAAGACAGAGGAAGACGCUUCUGAGACAGGCAGGCCAGGAGGGACGCUUAGGUACCCACAGGGGGCGGUGGACGCCCUGGGAGAGCCACCAUUUGGUCCCGCGCCCCAGCCCCCAGCCCUGAAUUCGGAACACGGCCCGGGCGCGUGUGGCAGCACCCUCUCGCAAUGAAGAGGACUUUGUGGCCAGGGAGCCCCACGGCCCCCUGUCAGGACAGAGUGGCAUUGCUGGACGACUGGAUACAUAGCAGCAGGUCGUGCCCAUCCACUUGCCCCACUGCUGGGCAGGAGAUGCACUUGUUUGGGGCCUCCCGCAUCUGAGCACAAGCAGCUCCCCUUCAACCCCCACCCCGGGCACAGCCGGACAGUGGCCUCUGCCUCGUGCCCCUCGCCCUGCGCCGCCCUCAGUGGCCCAGAGGCUGCCUCCCCGCGCCUUGUUGGGGAGCACCGUAUCCCCUGCCUGUUCCCGCUCCUCAAUAGAGUUCCGUAGGUGAGUGCUCGGCAGGUGUUUGUACUCUCCCCCGACCCACCCAGGUCCACCCCUUCAGUGCUGGCUGGGAGUGGACUGGGUCUGCCGUGCCAUCGCUUUUGGAUCUAACUCCUGUAAGGUGUCUGCUUGGUCUCCUGUCCCUGUCUCUGCUCCCUCUGUCCCCUGUCCUCUGGGCUGGAAGUUAAGGAAGGCUGCAUGGAGGAAGCAGCUGCUUUCAUUCUUCAGUGUGAGUGGGAGGGUGUCUUGGCAGAGAAGGGUGCUUCUCUUCUGGCUUACCCGCUGGGCGGCU
This is a messenger RNA of Hippopotamus amphibius kiboko, 1732 nucleotides long. RefSeq names its product retrotransposon Gag like 10 (gene RTL10). The record is from RefSeq and is a predicted model, not a curated record. Lineage: Eukaryota; Metazoa; Chordata; Mammalia; Artiodactyla; Hippopotamidae.